CUAGCUAAGCAUCGAUACGAGUUGCCAUGAUGACCAUCUUAGGACACCUUUGGAAUUCUCCAUGAAAACAAAUUGAUUACCGGCAGAAAUGGUGCGCUACUCGCUCGACCCCGAGAACCCGACUAAAUCAUGCAAGUCACGGGGCUCCAAUCUUCGUGUUCACUUCAAGAACACCCGUGAGACGGCUCAGGCCAUCAAGGGCAUGCACAUCCGCAAGGCUACCAAAUACCUGAAGGAUGUUGUGGUCCAACACCAGUGUGUUCCCUUCCGCCGUUACAAUGGUGGUGUCGGCCGCUGUGCCCAGGCGAAGCAGCAUAACUGGACCCAGGGACGCUGGCCGAAGAAAAGCGCAGAGUUCCUCCUUCAUAUGCUGAAGAAUGCUGAGAGUAAUGCUGAGCUUAAGGGUUUGGAUGUGGACUCUUUGGUGAUCGAGCACAUCCAGGUGAACAAGGCCCCCAAGAUGCGUAGGCGCACAUACCGUGCUCAUGGACGCAUCAACCCCUACAUGAGCUCCCCAUGCCACAUUGAGAUGAUCCUCACAGAGAAGGAGCAGAUUGUUCCCAAACCAGAGGAGGAGGUGGCCCAGAAGAAAAAGGUUUCUCAGAAGAAGCUGAAAAAGCAGAAGCUCAUGGCUCGGGAGUAAAUGUAAAUAAAUUUCAACGUUCGUACCACA
Molecule: messenger RNA, 673 nt
Organism: Electrophorus electricus (electric eel)
Lineage: Eukaryota; Metazoa; Chordata; Actinopteri; Gymnotiformes; Gymnotidae
Gene: rpl17
Product: ribosomal protein L17
Biological process (GO): cytoplasmic translation
Cellular component (GO): cytosolic large ribosomal subunit; ribosome
Molecular function (GO): structural constituent of ribosome
Source: RefSeq, a predicted model, not a curated record